Messenger RNA from Paramecium primaurelia, 1165 nucleotides. Lineage: Eukaryota; Ciliophora; Oligohymenophorea; Peniculida; Parameciidae. The record is from the annotation of a GenBank genome assembly.
UAAUGAAAGACAUGUCCAAGAAGAUCUUUGAAAAAGAGAAUUAAGCAGAGGUGUCUAAUAACCCUAGACAUUAAAAUAAAUCUUUAACUUAAUUGGUAUCAUUAACAUUGAUUGGUGGAAAUAGAAGUAUUAAAUUAAUAUUAUAUAUAUAAGAAAAUGAAUUAAAGAGUAUAGAACUUAAAAAUAAUAAUUAUACAUCUAUUUCAUCACGUCCAUUAGUAUUUUGUAAACCAGAACCUAAAUUAAAAACAUAAACAACUUCUUCUCCAUAAAAAUAAUCACCUAUAAAACCUAAAUAAGUAGAAACACAAUCAAAUGAAUUAUGUAAAUUAAUAAACAAUUAUUCAGAACCUAUAUUAGAUUAUUAUAUAGAAUUAAAUGUAAAUAUUUAUUAUAAUUAUUAAAAUAGAAUUUAACACCAAAAAAUUGUUUGUCUAAUCACACAGUCAGUGCAAAUCUUAGAGCAAAGAUGGUUGAUUGGAUGGUUGAAGUACUUACUUCAUAUAAAUGCAAAGAUUAAACAUUCUUUUUUGCUGUUAAAUUGAUGGAUACCUAUCUAUCUAAAACAUAAUAAAAACAUAUACCUUAAGAUUUACAUUUAAUUGGUGUGACUACUAUGUUUAUGUCUUGUAAAUAUGAAGAAAUCUAUCCAGUAAAAUUAUAAAUUGUACAUGAAAAAAUUGCACAUAAAAAAUUAACUAAAGAUGAGAUUAAAGAUAAAGAAACUAAUAUUCUAAGUACUCUAGAUUUUAAUUUGGUUGGUAUUACUGUAUUAGAUGUAAUUACUAUUGUACUAUCUAUUUUAAAUAUGAAUCAAUAGUUAUAUUAAAUAACAUUAUAUCUUGCUAAAAUGGUAAAUUAUAUUAUUUUAUUAUAGGCACUUUAUGACUAUGAAUUUAUUAAUAAUCAUACUUAUACAUAAAUUGCAUGUGCUGCAUUGAUUGUAAGUACUAAAAUUGUAGAGUAAAUUGAUUAAUCACUUUCAUCUGAAGUAGUAAUACCAUUAAUAGUUUCAACUUUAAAAAUAGACAACUCUGUUGCCAUGGAUUCAGCUAAUAAAUUAUUGAAUUUAGCUAAAGGAUUUGAAAAAUAGUAUCCUAAUUUAGAAAAUUUAAAGAAAUUUAGUAAAUUUCAAUUAUCAGAUAUUUUAAAAACAUAACCAUGA